Messenger RNA from Sciurus carolinensis (gray squirrel), 2446 nucleotides. RefSeq names its product autophagy related 5 (gene Atg5). NCBI's taxonomy places the organism in Eukaryota, Metazoa, Chordata, Mammalia, Rodentia, Sciuridae. Gene Ontology annotation, biological process: nucleophagy; autophagy of mitochondrion; autophagosome assembly. The transcript has 8 exons. The coding region runs from base 301 to 1128 and encodes 275 amino acids. The record is from RefSeq and is a predicted model, not a curated record. Gene Ontology annotation, cellular component: cytoplasm; phagophore assembly site membrane; Atg12-Atg5-Atg16 complex.
GUGACUGGACUUGCGGUGGGCUUGCAGGGCUCCGCCGCGCUGCCGGUAGUGUUAGCUGGGUACCGGAGGGCGGAAGUACAGCUGGGCUCGGCUCCGACCUCCGCGACAGUGCUUUCUGCGGCUGCGCGGGCUUUCCGGACUCCUUGCUCCAGCGUCUCUGCAGGACAGUGUGUCAGGCAGGCAGAACCCGGUGCUGAGCGUCUUCACCAGUGCGGGAAGCCGGAGGGGAGCCAGCGCUUCGGUUUGGCUUUGAUUGAAUAAAGAAUUUAGCCUAUAUGUACUGCUUCAACCCCUGGAAGAAUGACAGAUGACAAAGAUGUACUCCGAGAUGUGUGGUUUGGACGAAUUCCAACCUGCUUCACUCUGUAUCAAGAUGAGAUAACUGAAAGGGAAGCAGAACCAUACUAUUUGCUUUUGCCAAGAGUAAGUUAUUUGACGUUGGUAACUGACAAAGUGAAAAAGCAUUUUCAGAAGGUGAUGAGACAAGAAGACAUUAGUGAGAUAUGGUUUGAAUAUGAAGGCACACCCCUGAAAUGGCAUUAUCCAAUUGGUUUGCUAUUUGAUCUUCUUGCAUCAAGUUCAGCUCUUCCUUGGAACAUCACAGUACAUUUUAAGAGUUUUCCAGAGAAAGACCUUCUGCACUGUCCAUCUAAGGAUGCAAUUGAAGCUCAUUUUAUGUCUUGUAUGAAAGAAGCUGAUGCUUUAAAGCAUAAAAGUCAAGUAAUCAAUGAAAUGCAGAAAAAAGAUCAUAAGCAGCUUUGGAUGGGACUACAAAAUGACAGAUUUGACCAGUUUUGGGCCAUUAAUCGGAAACUUAUGGAGUAUCCUGCGGAAGAAAAUGGAUUUCGUUAUAUCCCUUUUAGAAUAUAUCAGACAACAACUGAGCGCCCUUUCAUUCAGAAACUGUUUCGUCCUGUGGCUGCAGAUGGACAGCUACAUACACUGGGUGAUCUCCUCAAAGAAGUUUGUCCUUCUGCAAUUGCUCCUGAAGAUGGGGAAAGAAGGAAUCAAGUGAUGAUUCAUGGAAUUGAGCCUAUGUUGGAAACACCUCUGCAGUGGCUAAGUGAACAUCUGAGCUAUCCAGAUAAUUUUCUUCAUAUUAGCAUCAUCCCCAAACAAACAGAUUGAAGCACCAAUUCCUGGCGUGGAUGGAAUCGCCCUGAAACAGGAUUUACCAGAGCAUGUCACUCUUUGAUUCAAUCAGGUUUGGUGGAGGCAACCUGACCAGAAACACUUUGCUGCUGCAAGCCAAGCAGGAGAUUCCAUGUCAGAUAAGGCAACUGGGCUGGUCUUGCUUUGCAUCACCACUGCUUUCCUCCACUGCCGUCAUUAAACCUCAGCUUCAUCGUGAAAGACUUAACAGGGCCACUGCAGGUCUUCUGUUUUCUUGUAAAAUAUAAUGAAGCUGAAACCUCUGGCCUGAGGAGACAAUGGAAAUAUGUGCCACUCAGUUUGUAUUUCUGAUUAACAAAUAAACAGGGGUAUUUCCUAAGGUGACCAUGAUUGAACUUUAACUGGAGAGAGUGGAAACAUUGGUUGAAUUUUCAAGAGAAUUAGACUUAAGAAAGUAAAAGAGAAAUUCUGUUAUCAAUAACUUGCAGUAAUUUUUUGUAAAAGAUCAAAUUACAGUAAAACCCAUCUUUCCUUAAUGAAAAUUUCCUAUGUUUACAGUCUGUCUCUUGGUAUGCAAACAAUCUUAUACUUUGAUAAUGAACAGUGAGAGAUUUUUAAAUAAAGCCUCAAAAUAUGUUUUGUCAUUUAAUAACAUACAGUUUUGUCACUUUUAAAGUACUUUCUGAAACCCAUACAGUAAAUCACUUUUUAUUCUGUUUCCAUUUUUCACUGGCAUGGGGUGGAUGUAGGGCAUAGGAUAACUUGUCUCAGGAGCUAUCAUAGAACUUAUUGCUGCCUAUUUUAAAACCUGUGUUCUCUACACACUGAAGCUAUAAAUAAUGUUAAAUGUUUAUCUUUGCUGUUUUAUCAGUGUAAACCUGUCAAAUCAUAAUAUGCUAAGCAUCUGUAUAAAAUAAUUUUGCAUAUUUGGAAAAAUUCAUUCCUUUUCAACCUCAUGUUUUUCAUUAUCUCCAGGACUAAUAUUUCACUGUGGUCCCCUGGCAGCCAGUCUUUGAAGUCUGAAGAUUACCUAUCUCUUGAAUGCAGUAGCUUUUCCUUAACUUUACCAAAAAUAUCCAGAGGUUACUGGAGUUCUUACCCACUAUAAGGAAAGUUUGCUGCACUUUGUCAUAGGCUGCUGGGAUUCUACCAACUAAACAUAUUUGUGUAUUACCAUUGAUUUUUUUGUGAGUUAGCUUGCUGUCCGUAUUGAAUGUCAACCCAUUUGAGUAUGCUGAAAGACUUAUAGUAUCAUACAAGAAUGGUUUUAGAUUACCCAAUAAAAAUGAAUGCUUUUCUUAUAAAAAAAAAUUAUAUGAUUGUUCAAGUGAGA